AGUCAUUUUUGUUUUCGUGCUCGUGGCUCUACGCUGUUUUGUUACGACGUGCGUUCGUUGCUCUUAUUGUCCACUGUGCGAUCAACGAGAAGCCAUUUUGUUAUUACGAAAGCGUUCGUUAAGAUUGUUUUUCGACCAUUCCAUACCGCACAAUAUUGUUCCUGCUGUAGUCGUGACGCUGCCGUAAAUCAAUUGUGUUUAGUUCAUAUUAACGUUAACGCGACAUGGCUUGUGCUACGCUUAAAAGGUCGUUGGAUUUCGAACCACCGAUGUGCAGACCCACCAAAAGACAAAGGUGCACGCCUAUGAGCAUAUCGCCAUCGAGCUCGCCACCAAAUAGCUCCCGUUCGGAAUAUGUUUCACCACAUUUUGGGGGCGAUAUUGUACCCAAAAUCACAGCAGAAAUGUUGUCUGCCAGUUUGACUGAAGAAGUCCAAAGAAUGCGUCGUAAACGGCAGUUGAAUAUGGAAAUAUCGGAAAAUCGCAAUCUUGACGACAGUUCAUCAUCUGAUAGCUCAUCUGAAAAUACAUUUCCAUCAUCAGCAAAAGAUAAACCACUGUUCACUUUUCGUCAGGUUGGCAUUAUAUGUGAACGUAUGUUAAAUGAACGUGAAAGUCAAUUACGUGAAGAAUACGAUAAGAUUUUAAAUAUGAAACUGUCAGAACAGUAUGAAGCUUUUGUAAAGUUUUCCAAUGACCAACUCCACAGACGUUUUGAAGCUGCAGAAGAUCCUAGUUAUUUGUCUUAACUGUAUCAAAUACAAGCGAUGAUUUUGAAUUUACAACAAAAUUUUAGACGCACUUAAUAGAUAAAUAAUCAGCCUUAAGUCAACAAUCGACUGACUAAUAAUUUUUUUUUUUUUGUAUUAUACAUUUUUGUAAACUCAAUAUAAUUAAAUUAAUUUAAAAUAUAUGAACUUCAUGAUAUUA
Molecule: messenger RNA, 930 nt
Organism: Adelges cooleyi (spruce gall adelgid)
Lineage: Eukaryota; Metazoa; Arthropoda; Insecta; Hemiptera; Adelgidae
Product: akirin
Exons: 4
Coding region: 225-749 (174 amino acids)
Biological process (GO): positive regulation of innate immune response; positive regulation of transcription by RNA polymerase II
Cellular component (GO): nucleus; chromatin
Molecular function (GO): transcription coregulator activity
Source: RefSeq, a predicted model, not a curated record